Sabethes cyaneus is the source of this 1557-nucleotide messenger RNA. It is a transcript of the gene wds, whose product is annotated as WD repeat-containing protein 5. The coding region runs from base 262 to 1308 and encodes 348 amino acids. Gene Ontology annotation, molecular function: histone binding. Gene Ontology annotation, cellular component: Set1C/COMPASS complex. The record is from RefSeq and is a predicted model, not a curated record. NCBI's taxonomy places the organism in Eukaryota, Metazoa, Arthropoda, Insecta, Diptera, Culicidae. The transcript is spliced from 5 exons.
GAUUAGUUCGGCGCUUGUUUAUAGUGAAUUCUGCUUUUUUAGUAAAUUAACUCAUAAAACCGGUCGCAUUUAUCCAAAACUGCGUGAAUUUCAUUACAAUAUUGUUAGACUUAGCAGUGUUUUAUUUUUCCGAUUUUCAUCCGGUAGAACGAUAAAUAAGAAAAAGAAUCAAUCGACCAGAAUAACAACGAAAAGUAAGAACCAGAAAACAACCAUCCUCGCUUAUCUGAAAAUCUAGUUCCAUCUUCCACGGCGAGCCAGAUGAUGGUCCCAAUUGGAGGCCCGGUCGGCCAUGGCGGCCAUCCCAUUCAUAUACCGACACCCAUUCAGAACGCACCGCCGCCAUCGCAAAGUCAACAUGCACCAUCUAGCCAAAAUCGUCAGUCACUGUCGGUGAAACCAAACUAUACUCUCAAAUUUACUCUAGCGGGACAUACCAAAGCAGUUUCGGCUGUCAAGUUCAGCCCGAAUGGCGAAUGGCUUGCCAGUUCCUCUGCUGAUAAAUUGAUAAAAAUUUGGGGCGCCUAUGAUGGGAAGUUUGAAAAAACUAUCUCCGGACACAAACUUGGCAUUAGUGAUGUAGCCUGGUCCAGUGACAGUCGACUGCUGGUGACUGCUAGCGAUGAUAAGACACUGAAAAUCUGGGAGCUCAGCUCCGGAAAAUGCUUGAAAACACUGAAGGGUCACACCAACUAUGUGUUCUGCUGUAAUUUCAAUCCGCAAAGUAAUCUGAUUGUUUCCGGCUCGUUCGAUGAAUCGGUCCGAAUCUGGGACGUUCGUACGGGAAAAUGUCUGAAGACACUGCCGGCACACUCGGAUCCGGUUUCGGCGGUUCACUUCAACCGAGACGGUUCACUGAUCGUAUCGUCCAGUUACGAUGGUUUGUGCCGUAUUUGGGACACCGCUAGCGGCCAGUGUCUGAAGACACUGAUCGAUGACGAUAAUCCGCCCGUUUCGUUCGUCAAGUUUUCCCCCAACGGAAAGUACAUUCUGGCUGCAACCCUGGACAACACCUUGAAAUUGUGGGACUAUUCCAAGGGCAAAUGCUUGAAAACCUACACCGGCCAUAAAAAUGAGAAAUAUUGUAUUUUUGCCAACUUCUCCGUUACUGGUGGAAAGUGGAUUGUCUCCGGCAGUGAGGAUAACAUGGUCUACAUCUGGAACCUUCAGAGCAAGGAGAUUGUCCAGUGUUUACAGGGACAUACCGAUACGGUGCUGUGCACGGCCUGUCAUCCAACCGAGAAUAUAAUCGCUUCAGCGGCUCUAGAAAACGACAAGACGAUAAAGCUGUGGAAAAGUGACACAUAAAAUUGGGCCCGCAGGCAGUUGGGUGACCACCGACCGUAAAUCCUGGACAUCCUACUGGCGCGCGACUCAUCUAGAAAUAGUGCUUUUAACGAUAUACCUACCUACUGUUACAUCUUCUCUACCGUAUGCAUAUAAAUAAUUAAGCCGAAUGCACCGUAGAAAGUAAGCUUUUCAUCUACACCACACUAACUAUCCAGUAGCGUAACAAUUUGUAACAGAAUGACUUAACGUGGAAAAAAAUAUACUUCG